Vespa mandarinia (Asian giant hornet) is the source of this 3397-nucleotide messenger RNA. It is a transcript of the gene rb, whose product is annotated as adaptor related protein complex 3 subunit ruby. Gene Ontology annotation, cellular component: AP-3 adaptor complex; membrane coat. Gene Ontology annotation, biological process: intracellular protein transport; vesicle-mediated transport. NCBI's taxonomy places the organism in Eukaryota, Metazoa, Arthropoda, Insecta, Hymenoptera, Vespidae. The record is from RefSeq and is a predicted model, not a curated record.
UUGUUUUGGACAAAUGUGAAUUAGAAUUUAUACGGUUGGCGACUCUGUUAUUGGAAUACUAUGGAUUCUUGUAAAGUGCAGCUGGCUGUCAAAAGUUUUUAAAAAUAACGCGUUACUUUAACAGAGAAUUUUUCAUUGUAAAAAUAAAAUCAAAACGAUCAAUCGAAAAAUUAAAUCAUCAUGUUAACUGCUGCAGCAAAUACUUUAUCAAAUAAUGGUGGAUCAUACAGUAGUGAUAGGCCAUCAAGUGCAGGAGAUCCAGAGCUUGCAGCAGAUCCUGCAUCUGGUGGAUUUUUCCAUUCUGAUUAUAAAAAGCAUGAAGAUUUAAAGCAAAUGCUAGAUAGCAACAAAGAUGGUUUAAAGUUAGAAGCUAUGAAGCGUAUAAUAGGGAUGGUGGCUAAAGGAAGAGACGCGUCUGAACUUUUUCCAGCAGUAGUAAAAAAUGUUGUAUCAAAAAAUAUUGAAGUAAAAAAAUUGGUAUAUGUAUAUCUAGUUCGUUAUGCGGAAGACCAACAAGAUCUUGCACUCUUGUCAAUAUCUACAUUUCAAAGAGCUUUAAAAGAUCCCAAUCAAUUGAUAAGAGCCAGUGCUUUAAGAGUUUUAUCUAGUAUCAGAGUUUCUAUGAUUGUGCCCAUUGUGAUGCUUGCUAUUAAAGAUUCGGCUAGUGAUAUGUCACCAUAUGUACGUAAAACUGCAGCACAUGCUAUUCCUAAAUUGUAUUCUUUAGAUCCUGAACAGAAAGAAGAAUUGAUUGGAGUUUUAGAAAAACUUUUAUCUGACAAAACAACCCUUGUUGUUGGUUCUGCAGUAAUGGCAUUUGAAGAAGUAUGUCCAGAAAGAAUAGAUUUAAUACAUAAAAAUUACAGAAAACUAUGUAAUUUAUUAGUUGACGUUGAUGAGUGGGGUCAAGUAGUCAUAGUUAACAUGCUCACAAGAUAUGCCAGAGCACAAUUCAUUAACCCUAAUAUAGAUAGCUUAGAAGAAGAUGAAAAUCGUCCAUUUUACGAUUCGGAUUCGGAUUCCUCUAAUAUGAAAAAACCAAAAUUUUCCAUAGAUCCUGAUCAUCGAUUGUUAUUACGAAAUACGAAACCACUUCUACAAAGCCGUAAUGCUUCAGUUGUAAUGGCGGUAUCACAAUUAUAUCAUCAUACAGCAGCACGAAGUGAAGUUAUGAUUGCAGCAAAAGCAUUAAUAAGAUUAUUAAGAGGUCAUAGAGAAGUCCAAAGCAUUGUAUUACAUUGCAUUGCAAGCAUGUCAAUUACAAGAAAGGGCAUGUUUGAACCCUUCCUGAAAUCAUUUUUUGUAAGGACUUCAGAUCCCACACAUAUAAAACUAUUAAAAUUAGAUAUAUUAACGAAUUUAGCUACUGAAACUAGUAUUGGGGUAAUAUUAAGAGAAUUCCAAACAUAUAUUUCAAGUAGCGAUAAAGAAUUUGUUGGAGCUAGCAUCCAAGCUAUUGGUAGAUGCGCCAGUAAUAUAAAAGAAGUUACAGAUACAUGUUUAAGUGGUCUAGUUUUUUUGCUAAGUAACAGGGAUGAGGCUGUUGUAGCAGAAAGUGUUGUUGUAAUAAAAAAGUUAUUGCAAACACAGCCAAAUGAACAUAAAGACAUUAUUGCUCAUAUGGCCAAAUUAAUGGAUUUUAUAACAAUACCUCAAGCAAGAGCAUCUAUUUUAUGGUUGUUAGGUGAAUACUCAGAUCGUGUACCAAAAAUUGCACCUGAUGUUUUAAGAAAAAUGGCAAAAAAUUUUAUUAACGAACAAGAUAUUGUUAAGUUACAAACUCUUAAUUUAGCUGUCAAAUUAUAUUUGAACAAUCCAAUGCAAACUAAACCAUUUUGUCAAUAUGUUUUUCAACUUGCAAAAUAUGAUCAAAAUUAUGACAUCAGGGACCGUGCACGUUUUCUGAAGCAUUUUAUUUUUUCUGAAGAUAAUGAAACGAAAAAAAAGUUUCCUGAAUUUGCGAAAAGAAUUUUUCUAGCUCCAAAGCCAGCCCCUACGCUAACUUCAAGAUUUAAAGAUUCAGAAUUUCAAUUGGGUACUUUAUCUCAUUACUUAAAUAUGCCAUGUGCAGGAUAUCGUCAAUUGCCACCUUUCCCUGAAGUAGCACCAGAUCCAUCUGUUAGAAAUGUAGAACCAACAAAUGUACAAGAUAUAAAAGAACAAUAUAAAUAUACUCGAAAAGAAAGAAAAGAAAAAAAGCAAAAAGCAAAGGAAAAGCCUUUUUACAGCGAUGAUGAAAGUACUGCUGAAGAAGAAGAAGAGGAUGAAUCUUUGGAAACUUCAGCAAGUGAGAGUUCUGACGAUGGAAGCGAAUCCUCUGAGUACUCAGCUGAAACGGAUAAGUCUGAAAGUAAUGAAAAAAAGAAGAUUAUAAAACGAUCCGAGGAAUCUGACAGUAUGACGGAUAGCGAAGAAGAUUCAGACUCUGAAGAAGAUAGUGAUUCUCAAGAUAGCGAUGAAGAAGAAGAAGAAGAAGAGGAAGAGGAGGAAAAAGUUAUUAAACCAGAAGAAAAAGAAAAACCAAAAAGCAACUUAGAUUUACUUUUAGAUUUAGACGAUGUUGUACCAAUGACACCGAUAAUGACACCAAGUUUAGGUGGUUUUUUAACGCCUAUUAAUCCAAUUGCUGCAGAUGGCAUUAGAGAAGUCUCUACCUCUUUUAUACCUAUUAAAAAAUAUGAAAUGUUGAAUAGUAUUACGGGACAUGGUUUGAAAGUAGAAUACAGAUUUACAAGGUCACAACAUUUAGUUAGCGCUCAUUUGAUUAGCAUCGAAUUAACAUUUAUAAACGAAGGAAAUAAACAAAUCAAAGAUAUACAGAUUGGAAUUAAGAAUCUUCAAAAAGGAAUGCAAAUUCAUGAUUUUGUGCGAAUAUCAUUAUUAGAAAUAAAUUCCACUCUAUCUUCUACAUUAGGUGUUAAUUUUAAUGACUCCAUGCAACCGGCAAACUUUAAUAUUGAUUUUACAAUCGACGAAGAAAAAUAUUCGUGUCCGGUGACUAUUAAAGCUCCUAUAGGAGAAAUAAUCAGAUCAGUUUUAUUACCAGAAAAUAUGUUUAAUAACGAGAAGGCAAAAUUAAAAGGUAUGAAUGAAAAUACAGCAAAAAUAUCAUUUACGGGAAAUAGGAAAUAUCUAUCUGAAAAAAUUUUCGAAACGGCGAACGUUGCAAUGAUAUCAAGCGAAAAUGAAAUAAUAAGAUUUGCUGCUCAUACUUUAGCGUCAAAAUCAUUGGUAUUAAUAACGAUAAAAAUCAUUGACACAGAACAUUUGGAAAUUUGUGUAAAUUGUGAAAAAAUGGUUAUAGGCUCUAUCUUAUUAAAUGAGUUUAAGAGUAACUUAAAAUGAAUGAAAUGUUUCCUAUAUAUAUAUUAUAUAUAUAUAUAUAUGAUAGGGAUAU